AUGUUUGUAUAUCAACUACUCCUUAGAAACAAUACUCUCAUGCUUCUCAUUCGAAUUAUAUGGGUCGUAUUAAGCCUUCUGGUUGUACCGGGACAGGCAUUGAUACGAAUUAAAAAGCGACCAAACCAUCGUUUGUUCACAUCCCAGUUUACAUCAUGUUCUGUAGAUUCUCCAUUGCAAUUUGAAUUGUUUGAUGCAACAUAUUAUGCGCGGAAUUUCUCUAUUGUGUUCAAUAUUUAUGGAAGGAGCUCGGUUGAUAUGAAUGCCACAUUAGACAUUUCAAUACUGGCAUAUGGAGCACGACGCUCGCGAUUUGUGUUUGAUCCCUGUGAAAUUAAUCUUGAUUCAUUUUGUCCUGUAACGAAAGAUCAAAAUAUGUUCGCACAGGGAGUUUUACCUGUAAGCCCGCAAGACGCCGAUACUAUUCCAAGUAUAGCAUGGUCAAUUCCUGACUUUGAAGGUCUCGUCACAUUCCGCGUAUUAAAAAAGGAGGACCUUAAUGCAAGUUUGCCAUUAGAGCAGGCUGCAAGCGAAGCACAACCCAUUGCUUGUAUGGUUGCCUCCUUGGCAAAUAAGCACACGUUUCGUAAUCGUGCCAUUGUAGCUGUAUCAGCAGCAGCAGUAGGAUUAAGUUUUAUUGGAAGUAUUGGUUUCCUACUUAUUUGCACAGGAAGAAGCAUCAGUUUCGCUCACACAACAAUCACUCAUUCCAUACCAACCGGCUUACAAGUGAUUACCCUGUUUCAGACAAUUCCUUUGAUAGCAGCUGUUGGCGUACAACAUUCAAGAAUAUUUACGGCGUGGGCUAGUAAUUUUGCUUGGACCUUGGGAUUCACAAUUACAAGCGUUAUGGAAAAUACAAUUAACAGAUUCCGCAAUCAAACAGACAUGCACAAGCUGCAGACAUUCCAAACAGUGAGCUUGGAUGAUGGCACAGACAUUAGUGUGCCACGACUAGCACAAAUGCCAGGGAUAUUCCGAGGUUUUCACUCGUUAGCCAUUGACAGAGGGACGGUUUUUACUAACCUGUUCAUGUACACUUUCUUUUGGCUCCUAAUCUCAAUUGGUAUAGUUGUUGCGAUGAAUGUCACUUUCAAACUUUUUAUGGCUAUCAUUACAAAAACCAAGCUAGCACAAAAAGAUUCAAGAGUCUUUGUCCGAAAGUACUGGAUUCGAGUGACAUUUUCGUUUGUUGCGAAAUGGUUACUCAUGGCACUUCCCGGAAUAGCCGUGUUGAUUUUUUACGAAUUCUCGCUGCAAGAAGCAUGGGGUCCAAUUCUGCUGGCAGCCUUACUGCUGGUUGCACUUGUCGCUCUGUUUACAUGGUCAGCAAUUCGAAUUACCGCGUUGGCCAAAUGUAGUUUGGAAACACUGGGAAAUCCGAGAGUCCUGCUUUUUAGUCAUCCAAACGGGUAUACUUGGUGGGGAUGGAUGUAUCUUCCGUUUCGUGAAGAAGCCUGGUCAUUUUCAUUCCUUCAACUUUUAAACAUCCUUGCCCAGUCAUUGGUGCUAGGUCUUGCCCAAGAAAAGCCAAAGAUCCAGGUUAUAUUGUUGCUUGUGUUUCAGGUAAUAUGGGCUACUGCUGUUUUCUCACUUAAGCCAUUCUGUGGACGGAAGAACAUAGGACUAAUAUUCGUCGUGUUCACGUUCUGGUCGCUUUGGAAUGCAAUUGAAAUGCUGUUAACGGCUCUUACGUCCGCAAGAUGGGAGCCCAAAUGGCUUAAGAAAUGCCAAGCAACCUAUGAAGAACAAUUGCAACCAACUGAAACUAUUAGAUCUUCUCAAAAGAGCGAAGACAUCGUCACAUCCAUGACCCAAAUGACACAAGCUAAGACACCAGACACAGAAGAAAAAGACAUUAUCCUUUAA
Schizosaccharomyces japonicus yFS275 is the source of this 1869-nucleotide messenger RNA. RefSeq names its product Trp-like ion channel. The record is from RefSeq and is a predicted model, not a curated record. The transcript has 3 exons. Bases 1 to 1869 code for a protein of 622 amino acids. Lineage: Eukaryota; Fungi; Ascomycota; Schizosaccharomycetes; Schizosaccharomycetales; Schizosaccharomycetaceae. Gene Ontology annotation, cellular component: plasma membrane; cell division site; membrane.